CGUGGUAUAAAGAGGACACUUCCCUCUGUCCUGCUUGUGCUUCUGGUGGCUCCGCUUUUUGAAGACAAGCGAACCUGAAAGAUUGUCCGCCAUGAUGCAUGCAGCCCUGAGUGUCUGGGUCUUAUCAGCCUUGAUCUGUUUGGGAAGAGGCGACCACCACGAAGGCCACGCCGAUGGCGGCCUCGACCUCGUGACUUCAGGAAACAAGGACUUUGCCUUCCAACUGUACAGGAAGUUGGCAGCUCAAGCUGACACGCAAGGCAAGAACAUUUUCUACUCCCCGAACAGCGUGUCCGUUGCCUUGGCUGCGUUGUCGCUCGGAGCCCGGGGCGACACCCACCAACAGCUGUUCAGCGGUCUGGGUUACAACAGCACCCAAGUUACGCAGACAGAUGUCAAUCAGGCUUUCGGAGAGCUCAUCAAAAGGCAAGACCAGUCACCGGACGUCAGCGAAGGGACCGCCGUGUUUCUGGAUAACACCUUCCAGCCAAAACCCGAGUUCAUGAAGGUUUUGAAAGAGUCCUUCUACACAGACGGGUUCAACGUGGACUUCAAACAAAAAAGCAAAGAAAGUGCUGAUACCAUCAAUAAGUAUGUCAACGAUAAGACACAUGGCAAGAUUAAAAAGUUGGUGGAGAAAGUGGACCCAAGCACAAUCAUGUACCUCAUCAGCUACAUCUACUUCAAAGGAAUGUGGGCCUCUCCUUUCGAACCCAAGUACACCAAAGAAGACAAUUUUACUGUUGAUGAGAAUACCAAGGUUCCUGUCCUGAUGAUGAAUAAUGAGGACUACUUUGAUAUCUAUCAUGACCUGGCAGUCAACACAACCAUCCUCCGCCUGCCUUUCAACAGUUCUUACUCCAUGCUCCUGAUGCUGCCUGAAAACAUGGCGGAACUAGAGAAGGAAAUUUGUCCGCAACAUGUUGCUAAAUGGUCGAAAUGGAUGAAUUCUAGGAAGUACGAUGUAUUUGUUCCGAAGUUCUCCAUCAAGACAUCCUAUAAUCUGAAUAACGUGUUGGCUGAUAUGGGAAUGACUCACAUGUUUGAUGAUCGAGCAGAUUUGAGUGGAAUUGCAGAGGGGGCGAAACUAGCGGUCUCCGAGGUUGUGCACCAAGCGACCCUUGAUGUGGACGAGGCUGGAGCCACCGCUGCAGCUGCUACAGGCAUCGGCAUCACUCUGAUGUCCUUGCAAUACGUCCCUGUGCUGAAGUUCGACCGUCCGUUCAUGGUUCUCAUCACCGAAAACACCACAGAUAACAUCCUCUUUAUGGGGAAGAUCUUGAACCCCAAUAUGUGAUGGGCAACAGUUGGUACAUCAUAAUAAAAUAAAGAAAAAAGGU
Entelurus aequoreus (snake pipefish) is the source of this 1340-nucleotide messenger RNA. RefSeq names its product serine protease inhibitor A3M-like. The record is from RefSeq and is a predicted model, not a curated record. Gene Ontology annotation, biological process: negative regulation of endopeptidase activity. Bases 92 to 1297 code for a protein of 401 amino acids. The transcript is spliced from 6 exons. Gene Ontology annotation, molecular function: serine-type endopeptidase inhibitor activity. NCBI's taxonomy places the organism in Eukaryota, Metazoa, Chordata, Actinopteri, Syngnathiformes, Syngnathidae.